GAUCCGCGUUUUACAGUUAAUAAUUAACAGGAAAUUUUUUAUAAAAAAAAAUCCAAAAUUCAUGCCAGAGUGAGUCCGAGUGAGAGAAGAAGUGUGAGUCUCACGGACACAGAGGAGCCAAAGCCAAAUCGAAAAUGGCGAACCUUCGAGUCUCUGCCCACAGCAGAGGAGGAGCCAUGCGGAGCUCCACCGCGUCCUUCAGUGUUCUGGCUAUGACCAUUGCAGUCGCCGUCGUCUUUUUCAUCUCUCUUUCGUUUGUCAUCACUUCCCAAACCGACACUUCUGAUCUCACCGACUUGGGUUUCAAUUCUGGUUCAUACGGAUUGGGAUCGACGAGAAGGACGGUGCUUGCUCUGAAAUCGGAUCCUCUGAAGCCGCGACUGGACCAAAUCCGAAAGCAAGCAGACGAUCAUCGGACUCUAGCCCUGGCAUACGCUAGCUAUGCGCGGAAGCUGAAGCUCGAGAACUCCAAGCUCGUUCGGGUCUUCGCCGAUCUCUCGCGAAACUACUCGGAUCUCAUGAACAAGCCUGCUUAUCGCGCUCUCUUCGACUCCGACGCGCUCAACAUCGACGAAUCAGUGCUGCGCCAGUUCGAGAAAGAAGUGAAAGAGCGAAUCAAAGUUACCAGACAAGUGAUCGCCGAAGCCAAAGAGUCUUUUGAUAACCAGCUAAAGAUUCAGAAGCUUAAGGACACUAUUUUCCAAGUGAACGAGCAGCUGACGAAGGCCAAGAAGCAAGGAGCUUUCUCCAGCUUGAUUGCCGCAAAAUCGAUCCCCAAAAGCUUGCAUUGCGUUGCAAUGCGGUUGAUGGAGGAGCGAAUUGCGCAUCCGGAGAAGUAUACUGAUGAAGGGAAGCCGACUCCGCCCGAAAUUGAGGACCCCAAUCUUUACCAUUAUGCUAUAUUUUCAGAUAAUGUGAUUGCAGCUUCAGUGGUUGUGAAUUCGGCAGUGAAGAACGCCAAGGAGCCAUGGAAACAUGUGUUCCAUGUAGUUACCGAUAAGAUGAACCUUGGAGCAAUGCAGGUUAUGUUUAAAAGCAAGGACUAUAAUGGGUCACAUGUUGAAGUGAAGGCUGUGGAGGAUUACAAGUUCUUGAAUUCUUCAUAUGUGCCGGUGCUCAAGCAAUUGGAGAACGCGAAGUUGCAACAGUUUUACUUUGAGAAUAAGCUCGAGAAUGCAACCAAAGACGCAACAAACAUGAAGUUUAGGAAUCCCAAGUAUUUGUCUAUACUGAACCACUUAAGGUUUUAUUUGCCUGAAAUGUACCCCAAAUUGCAUAGAAUUCUGUUCUUGGAUGAUGAUAUAGUGGUUCAGAAGGACUUAACUGGUUUGUGGAAGAUUGAUAUGGAUGGGAAGGUGAACGGGGCGGUUGAGACAUGUUUUGGUUCGUUCCAUCGUUAUGCUCAGUACAUGAAUUUCUCACAUCCUUUGAUUAAGGAGAAGUUCAAUCCCAAUGCGUGUGCGUGGGCUUAUGGAAUGAACUUCUUUGAUUUGGAUGCUUGGAGAAGGCAGAAUUGUACCGCCGAGUAUCAUUACUGGCAGAAUCUGAAUGAGAACCGUAGCUUGUGGAAAUUGGGGACACUUCCCCCAGGUUUAAUCACAUUCUACUCAACAACAAAGCCUCUAGACAAGUCAUGGCAUGUUCUGGGACUCGGCUAUAAUCCAAGCAUCAGUAUGGAAGAGAUUCGCAAUGCCGCAGUGGUGCAUUUCAAUGGGAACAUGAAGCCUUGGCUUGAUAUAGCCAUGAGCCAGUUCCGGCCACUCUGGGAAAAACACGUCGAUUAUGAUAUGGAGUUUGUUCAAGCCUGCAAUUUUGGUCUUUAAAUGAACAGGGGGUUUGCUGAAGCUCUAGUUGGAGGAUCUGCCAAUGCUAGUCCUUGUAGCUAGUAAGCUAUUAUCUCCUUGUGGGUUCCAUUGCUACUCCUUUCAAGUUAAUCAGUUAUAUUCUUCUUAGUAAGUAUAGGGAAGAUAUGCAUCAGUUCAAGUGUAGCAUACAUGUUUUCCAUGUUAAUCUAGGCCCUCUUUUUAUUGUUUCAUACAACUUAAAUUUACUUGGAAGAUGUUAAUUAUUGAAAGUUGGUGGAUAUAUCUACAGUAAAUUGCCUUUAGCUA
This is a messenger RNA of Prunus mume (Japanese apricot), 2111 nucleotides long. It is a transcript of the gene QUA1, whose product is annotated as Nucleotide-diphospho-sugar transferases superfamily protein. The record is from RefSeq and is a predicted model, not a curated record. Gene Ontology annotation, molecular function: polygalacturonate 4-alpha-galacturonosyltransferase activity. NCBI's taxonomy places the organism in Eukaryota, Viridiplantae, Streptophyta, Magnoliopsida, Rosales, Rosaceae.